CUCCGACCAUCCCUAAUUACACCGAUAUUAAAUUUCGCAAGGGAGUAAAAUUUGUUUUUAUUCGGUUCUGUUUUUCGGUUUUUGCUUAUCUGUCAUUGAUAGCGAACCUGAGAAUAUUUAAUGAUAGAUAAGUUCGUUAAUUAUAUCCAUUUUCCUUCGUUCUCCGUGUUGACAUCGUCAACAUUCGAUUUGGAACCAUGAAGACACGUUUCAAUACUUUUGAUAUAAUCUGCGGAGUGGCCGAACUGCAAAAGUUGGUGGGCUGGCGAGUGAAUCAGAUCUAUGACGUGGAUAACAAGACCUACCUUUUCCGGAUGCAAGGUACCGGUGCUGUGGAAAAGGUCACUCUACUGUUGGAAUCCGGCACCCGAUUCCACACAACCCGGUUCGAAUGGCCGAAGAAUAUGGCUCCGUCGGGUUUUAGCAUGAAGCUGAGGAAGCACUUGAAGAACAAGCGACUGGAGAAUAUCCAACAAUUGGGUGGAGAUCGUAUUGUGGACUUCCAGUUUGGUACCGGCGAUGCCGCCUACCAUGUAAUUUUGGAGCUCUACGAUCGCGGUAAUGUUAUUUUAACCGAUUAUGAGUUGACCACUCUGUAUAUUCUGCGUCCUCAUACGGAGGGCGAGAACCUGCGCUUCGCCAUGCGUGAAAAAUAUCCUGUGGAAAGAGCAAAGCCGGCUACUGAGGAACUGCAGCCGGAGGCUCUAGAGAAACUCCUAGAAAAUGCCAAGAACGGCGAUUACUUGCGACAGAUCCUGACGCCCAACUUGGACUGUGGUCCGGCAGUUAUUGAGCACAUACUCGUCUCUUACGGCCUGGAUAAUCAUGUUAUUAAGAAGGAAGGGGCGGAAGAAACUCCUGAAGCAGAAGAAAAAGCGGAAAAGGGCGGUAAAAAACAACGUAAAAAGCAGCAAAGUGCUAAACUAGAACAGAAGCCAUUUGAUAUGGUUAAUGAUCUGCCCACUCUUAAGCAGGCUGUAAAGUGCGCUCAAGACCUAAUAAGCGAGGGAAAAAGCGGAAAGACUAAAGGCUACAUCAUUCAGGUUAAGGAAGAGAAGCCUGCGGAAAAUGACAAAGUGGAAUUCUUCUUCAGAAACAUCGAAUUUCAUCCUUACCUAUUUGUUCAAUUCAAAGACUUUGAGAAGGCCACCUUCGAGUCCUUUAUGGAAGCUGUUGAUGAAUUUUACUCUACGCAGGAAUCGCAAAAGAUUGACAUGAAAACUCUGCAUCAGGAGCGCGAAGCCCUAAAAAAACUGUCCAAUGUUAAAAACGACCACGCCAAGCGUUUGGAGGAGUUAACCAAAGUCCAGGAUGUGGACAGAAAAAAGGCAGAGCUUAUUACGUCCAAUCAAAGUCUUGUGGACAACGCCAUUCGAGCUGUUCAGUCAGCAAUUGCCAGUCAGUUAUCCUGGCCCGAUAUCCACGAGCUGGUGAAGGAAGCCCAGGCAAAUGGUGAUGUCGUUGCUAGUUCAAUCAAACAGCUGAAACUGGAGACGAACCAUAUAUCUUUAAUGCUCAGUGAUCCUUAUGAUAACUAUGAAGACGAAGACCUUAAGACACCCGAGGUGACCGUUGUGGAUGUUGAUUUGGCUCUGUCUGCUUGGGCGAAUGCUCGCCGCUAUUAUGAUAUGAAACGUUCGGCUGCUCAAAAAGAAAAGAAAACUGUGGAUGCCUCCCAAAAGGCUCUGAAAUCUGCGGAGCGAAAGACGCAACAAACGCUCAAGGAAGUAAGGACCAUUUCAAACAUUGUGAAGGCACGCAAAGUUUUCUGGUUCGAAAAGUUUUACUGGUUUAUUAGUUCAGAGAAUUAUUUGGUUAUUGGAGGAAGAGAUGCUCAGCAAAACGAACUUAUUGUUAAAAGAUAUAUGCGUCCGAAAGACAUUUAUGUGCAUGCCGAGAUUCAAGGUGCUUCUAGUGUUAUUAUUCAGAAUCCCACUGGAGAAGAUAUACCUCCUAAAACGCUGCUGGAAGCGGGAUCUAUGGCUAUAUCCUACAGUGUGGCCUGGGAUGCCAAGGUGGUAACCAAUUCAUAUUGGGUGACAAGCGACCAAGUCAGCAAAACCGCACCAACUGGAGAGUAUUUGGCCACUGGUAGCUUUAUGAUUCGAGGAAAGAAGAACUUCCUACCUUCCUGCCACCUUACCAUGGGAUUAAGUUUACUUUUCAAGUUGGAGGACAGUUUUAUAGAGCGCCAUUUGGGAGAGCGUAAGGUUAGAAACCUAGACGAUGAUCCUAUUGAGCAAAGUGUAAAAGAAACCGAAGUUGAACAUGACCUUUUGUCCGAACCAAGUGAAGAUAGUGAAACAAUUCCCGCUGCUAAUGUAUCGGAACCAAGUUCCACUACUGAGAUAACUGCUUUCCCGAAUACGGAAGUAAAAAUUGAACAUGAUACCGGUCGCAUAACGGUUCGAUCUGACUCUAUAAACCCGGAAAACGAAGAGACUGAAGAGAAUGAAGUUGUUGUCGAUAAAAUCCCAAGUAAAGCCGUGGAUGAGGAAACAACCAUUAUUUUGGCUGGUCCAAGUCGCAAAAAGCAAGUGAGUGCUAAAAAGUCUAAAGAAGACAAAGCACGAGCCGCAAAACAAGAAGCUGCCAAACAGGAAGUUACUCCUGUUGAUACAGAGCCCAAAAAUACGUCGCAGGUGAAGAGAGGUCAGAAGGGAAAACUAAAGAAAAUUAAGCAAAAAUACAAGGAUCAAGAUGACGAGGAACGGGAAAUACGUAUGAUGAUACUGAAGUCUUCUGGCAAGGAGAAACCUCAGGCAAACACUGAUAAUGUGGUGGAGAAGAGUGUGGCGAUUAAGGAGCAUGUGAAGCCAGAACGAAAUGCAGCUCCCAAAAAUCCAGUGGAACUGGAUGAUGCCGACGAAGUUCCCACAGGUGGGGAUGUGGAUAUACUCAACAGUUUGACUGGGCAGCCGUUGGAAGGAGAUGAGCUUCUGUUCGCGAUUCCUGUAGUGGCUCCCUAUCAAGCUCUACAAAACUACAAGUAUAAAGUAAAGCUUACGCCAGGAACCGGCAAAAGAGGAAAGGCUGCGAAACUAGCCCUUAACAUAUUUGCCAAGGAAAAGGGCUGCACUACUCGGGAGAAGGACUUACUGAAAAGUAUAAAGGAGGAGUCGCUGGCAAGAAAUAUACCAGGAAAGGUCAAGCUAUCAGCCCCACAGCUUCAAAAGUACCACAAAUAAAUAAAAUGUAUACAAAAUGUUGCGCCAUAAUUAUAAGAAGUGUUUUAAAUGCUUUAAAAAAGUGCUAGUUGAAUGAAUAAAAGAGAAUGUAUACAGAA
Molecule: messenger RNA, 3286 nt
Organism: Drosophila ficusphila
Lineage: Eukaryota; Metazoa; Arthropoda; Insecta; Diptera; Drosophilidae
Gene: Clbn
Product: nuclear export mediator factor NEMF homolog
Exons: 5
Coding region: 198-3188 (996 amino acids)
Biological process (GO): rescue of stalled cytosolic ribosome; ribosome-associated ubiquitin-dependent protein catabolic process
Cellular component (GO): RQC complex
Molecular function (GO): tRNA binding; ribosomal large subunit binding
Source: RefSeq, a predicted model, not a curated record